AUGGACAUAUUCAAGACUCGCUCAGAUCAAUCCGAGCCCUCUCAGAUAAGCCAUGCGCAACUUUCUCCACCACGACGCAGAAUCAUCGUCGCUCUAACCGGCGCAACGGGAUCUAUCCUCGGAAUCAAAACAUUGAUCGCUCUCCGCCAGCUAAAUAUCGAGACUCAUCUUGUUAUUAGCAAAUGGGCUGAAGCGACGAUAAAAUACGAAACAGAUUAUACGAUUCCCAAUAUCCGAGCGCUCGCAGAUCACGUCUAUAAUAUCAACGACAUGUCUGCGCCCAUAGCAAGCGGAUCAUUCCGUGUGGAUGGAAUGCUUGUUGUGCCAUGCAGUGUAAAGACACUAGCGGCUAUCAACUCGGGAAUUUGCGACGAUUUGAUUUGUCGUGCCGCGGACGUUGUUUUAAAGGAGCGGCGCAGGUUGGUCCUGGCUGUGCGGGAGACGCCUUUAAGCUCUAUUCACCUGCAGAAUAUGCUUUCUGUGACACAGGCUGGAGGAAUCAUAUUUCCUCCCGUUCCAGCGUUUUAUGUUAAACCUUCUUCUGUGGAUGACUUGGUGGACCACAGUGUAGGGCGAAUGUUGGAUUUAUUUGAUUUGGACACGGGAGAUUUUGAACGAUGGGAAGGUUGGAAGAAGCAGUAG
Messenger RNA from Penicillium angulare, 642 nucleotides. Its product is annotated as UbiX family flavin prenyltransferase. Bases 1 to 642 code for a protein of 213 amino acids. The record is from RefSeq and is a predicted model, not a curated record. The transcript has a single exon. Lineage: Eukaryota; Fungi; Ascomycota; Eurotiomycetes; Eurotiales; Aspergillaceae. Gene Ontology annotation, molecular function: carboxy-lyase activity.